This is a messenger RNA of Lindgomyces ingoldianus, 1158 nucleotides long. RefSeq names its product glycoside hydrolase. The record is from RefSeq and is a predicted model, not a curated record. The coding region runs from base 19 to 1158 and encodes 379 amino acids. Gene Ontology annotation, molecular function: cellulose binding; hydrolase activity, hydrolyzing O-glycosyl compounds. Gene Ontology annotation, biological process: carbohydrate metabolic process. The transcript is spliced from 4 exons. Gene Ontology annotation, cellular component: extracellular region. NCBI's taxonomy places the organism in Eukaryota, Fungi, Ascomycota, Dothideomycetes, Pleosporales, Lindgomycetaceae.
GGAUUGAACACCCGGGCUAUGGCCGCCGGAAAGGCAUAUUUUGGAAGUGCAACGGAUAAUCCCGAGCUGGCUGAUACCGUCUAUGUCAAUGGCUUGAGUAACACUGCAGAUUUCGGUCAAAUCACUCCCGGCAACGCUAUGAAGUGGGACACUAUCGAGCCGUCUCGUGGCACAUUCUCGUACACCAACGGAGAUGCCAUUGUCAGCUUGGCCCAAAAGAAUGGCCAGAAGCUCAGGUGUCAUACGCUGGUAUGGUACAGCCAAUUGCCAAAUUGGGUCAAAAGCGGAGGGUUUGAUAACGCAACCUUAAUCUCCAUCAUGAAGAACCAUAUCACCAACGAAGUCACUCACUACAAGGGCAAAUGCCUCCACUGGGAUGUUGCAAAUGAAGCCCUGAAUGAGGAUGGAACAUACCGCUCUAAUGUCUUCUACGACACAAUUGGACCCGCUUACCUUCCUAUUGCAUUCGCCACAGCAGCUGCCGCAGACCCUGAAGCGAGGCUCUACUACAACGAUUACAACAUCGAGUCUGCAGGCUCGAAAUCUACCGGUGCACAAAAUAUCGUCAAGCUUAUCAAACAAUACGGCGCUAAAAUUGACGGUGUCGGGUUCCAGUCGCACUUUAUUGUAGGAUCCACCCCAUCGGAAUCCGCUCAAACUUCCAAUAUGAAUGCCUUCGUGAGUCUCGGGGUUGAGGUGGCUAUUACAGAACUCGACAUUCGCACUACGACCCCAUCCACCGCCUCUGCAAUUGCGCAGCAAGCAAAGGACUACGCUGCCACUAUUGGUGCUUGCAAAGCUGUUUCUAAGUGCGUCGGCGUCACGAUUUGGGAUUACACCGACAAGUAUUCGUGGAUUCCAAGCGUCUUCUCUGGACAGGGCGCUGCGCUCCCUUGGGACGAGAACAUACAGAAGAAACUCGACAUCUACAAUGCCAUCCUCAAUGCUUGGGGCUCCGCUCCCUCUGGAGCUACGACUACGGCCAAUGUCGCCACUUCAGCCGCUGCUACUACUUCUGCCAAACCUACUACAACCUCUACGUCCGGUACCGUCGCCAAAUGGGGUCAAUGUGGAGGAAUUGGAUGGUUGGGAGGGACGGUUUGCGAGAGCGGAAGCACUUGCACCAAAUCCAACGAUUACUAUUCGCAGUGCAUCUAA